UUGAAACGGACGCUUUGUGCACAGGUGUAAUGAGUGUUUCAUCUGCUGUGUCUGAACAGUAGUGGUUUGUUGGUGGAGAUGGAGGAUGUGGCAGCACUGGGCGGUUUCCAGGAGCGGGUGAAGUCUUUGCUCAGGUCGCUGCUGGAGGUUUUGUGUGAUGAAAUCACAGAGGCGUUCAGAGAGAGUUUAACACACAACAUAUGCACGAAACACUGUGAGGAGUGCACCCGUAAUAAUUCAUCUGGAAUUAAUAGCAAUAAGGGGGACAGGGACAGUGAAGAUUUAGCAGAUGAGUCACUGACAUUAAUGGGCUUGCAAUGCAGUGACACCGUAAUUCUACUGCAGAUGACACCCAGUGAAUCUAAAGAGCUGGAAGGUGUCCCGAACCAGUGUACCACUCCAAACAAUCUCAGUCCACUUCCAAUGCAGGUGUCACUUCCUGUAUUAACUGCACUGUCAGAACAGAAAGAAAUGCAGUUAUCCACUGAAGACAAGAAGGCAAUGUACACUACAGUAGCAUUGGAUGAUGCUGAAAGACAGACCUCUCCAGAGAUUUUGACAGUGCUCGUAAAACAGCCGGAAGAAUCAGAAAUCCACAUUCCCGCAAGACCUGUGACUGCUUCAGUUGCGUUCGACACUCUAGACCGGAGAGUGCCCGCAGAAGACAUUAAAGUAGAAAAUACCGACAGGCCUGUAACUGCAAAUGUAGAUGUCACACUGCUGAUGCUGAAAGACAAUAAUGAAGAACAGGAAAUUAGACCUUUAGAGGAGAUUCAAUCUUGUCAAAACCCAGUAAAAAAUACAGAAGCUGAGAAUCCAGUGGAAAGUGAAGCUCAGCUGACGACUGGAGAGAAUGAGCUCUCUGAAGCAGAAGAGUCGAGCCUGGUCAGGUCUCUUGGUUUGCAACAGAUAAGUCAGGGGUCUACCCAUGGAAGUUGCUCGGUAAAACUCCAGAGGGUCCAGAUACUUCAGAGACCCGGCUCAAGACGGUUCCAUGUUUGCAGCUAUUGCACUAAAAUCUUCAGGUUCAAGAAAACUCUAAGGAGGCAUAAACGCUUUCACACCGGCGAGAGACCACACUGCUGCUCGCUCUGCCCCAAGGCCUUUAUCCUGCGCAAGACACUCCGCAAACACAAGAAAGCACACUUCAGCAGACCGUACAGCUGCACUCAAUGUGACAAACGAUUCAAACACUGGAAAAAACUUCACAAUCAUUGGCGCUUCCAUGAUGGAGAGAGUCCAUUUGUGUGUUCCCGUUGUGGGAAACAUUGCAAGACACUGAAAAGCCUCGAUUGCCACCUGGCUUACGUUGAUCAUGACAACUCGCUAAUCAAUCAAGAGAACUAAUUUGUUACCAUACAAAAAAGGUGCCAAGCCCUUACGAUGACUUCAGACUGAUCACAUUCUUGCUUAAAAAAGGCUGGAUGCAUCAGAACAAAUUUAAGUUAAGGAUUUAAGUUAUUCUUAACUAGGCAACUAAAAAACAGUGCUCCUGCACGAGAAGCUAAAUAAACUACAAAGUGCAGCAAAAUGUUCAGAGACGUCCGUCUAGCACAUUUAUAUAGACCAGUAGUAGUUUUAUGUUGCAUUUCAUUCUGAAUGUUUACUUGAAUUCUUAAAACUGCUGUUAAAAACGUUUAAAGCUGUUAAAAAAGCACUGAAUUUUCUUUAUUUGUUCUAUUAUUUUUAAUAUAUUUCUAUUCAUUGCUGUUUUUUAUUGUUAUUUUAUUACUGACUCUUUACUAGUCUUGAAUAAUUAAGAACUUGAAACCAUUCUUCCAUAAUUAAAAUAUUAGUUAGUGUUAUUAUUUGUUGUGGUUUUGAAGCUGGUAUUGAGAAUCGUCAAAUUUCACGACCGACUACUUAAAUUUUGGUAUUGUGAUAAUGUAUAGCCUACAUUGUACAUGGUAGAUCCCACGUUUACUUUUAACUUAACAUUUGAGAAUAUAAACUAUGUAAAUCUAUUUUUAAAAUUAUUAUUUUUAUUUCAAAAUGGAACGCACUUUUUGUUAACAGCCAGGAAUGUUCUUUGCAAUAAUAUAACACCGUGUUGUUUGGCUUGUAUGUAUUCCUUGCGGCACCUUGUGGACCACGUAAAUUAAAAAAAUGUGGUGACUAAAAUUAUGUAGUCCGAAUGUUGGUAAUAUUGAAGAUAAAAAUGUGAAUUGUCCUGUUGACAGCCCUAAUGUGCAAUAUGAAU
Molecule: messenger RNA, 2200 nt
Organism: Myxocyprinus asiaticus (Chinese sucker)
Lineage: Eukaryota; Metazoa; Chordata; Actinopteri; Cypriniformes; Catostomidae
Product: zinc finger protein 160-like
Exons: 4
Coding region: 79-1347 (422 amino acids)
Biological process (GO): regulation of transcription by RNA polymerase II
Cellular component (GO): nucleus
Molecular function (GO): RNA polymerase II transcription regulatory region sequence-specific DNA binding; DNA-binding transcription factor activity, RNA polymerase II-specific
Source: RefSeq, a predicted model, not a curated record